Daldinia decipiens is the source of this 1183-nucleotide messenger RNA. RefSeq lists its product as uncharacterized. NCBI's taxonomy places the organism in Eukaryota, Fungi, Ascomycota, Sordariomycetes, Xylariales, Hypoxylaceae. The coding region runs from base 279 to 902 and encodes 207 amino acids. The record is from RefSeq and is a predicted model, not a curated record. The transcript has a single exon.
GCAUGGAUUGUCUUUAUAGGAUAUCAUCUGAUAUUGAGCGAACAUGAUCCGCAACUUCAGGAAAUCCAAUAUACGCCAAUAACUAAAGUGCCUGAGAUGCUACCGCAGCCCACCAGUAAUAUUUCCAAGUCUUAUUUGAAAUCCCUCCUUGGGAUAGGUUCACCAAUUAGGGCGCUCAAACCGCCACCUAUCAGCCGCUAUUCCGCCAACCAACUGAUCACCAUCCGUGUCAGACCUUCAUCCAUACGUUUCAUCAUCGUAACACCCCAUCUAAUCCCAUGUGCCAGCGAAGACGUAUUUACUGGGCUUGUCUACACGAGGACGUCAAUGUUACUCCGCCGUCGCCCCUGCUCUAUUGCGCUAAAGCUACGCUACGAACGGACGGUGGCAGCAGCGACAGCGACAGCGACGGAAAUAGUUACCGCCAUAACGAUCUUAAGCCAUGCGCCCCCGUCGAUACACUUCCGCUCACUGCAAAGCACGAUCUAUUUAACGCGCUUAUGCAUGUGGAAAGCUGCGAUGUCUGUACCGCUGAUAGCACUAAUACCGACCUAUCCGGCCAAGAGACAAUAACGGUUGACGAUGAACUGUCGAUGAGCGAUGGCGGAGCUAAUGAUAUAGAAAAUGCCCACCAGGAUGUGCUAGGAUUCUCUGACGAAGAUCUAAUCGAUUUAGAUUGGAUCAUGAACGAUCAUCUGGUUCAAGAAUCUCAAAGGGCAUCUAGGGAGGUGGUGGUCGGGGAAGAACAGCCUUUCGGCUCCACCGACGGAGCCUGGUUCCCGGAUGCGGGGCCUGUGUCGGAGGGAGAUUUCCAACUUUAUGAUGAUGAUGAUGAUAGAUUCGUAGAAGACGAUAUGAAGGAUAUUGGUAGCAAGGACGGACAUGUGACACCGUUGUUAUAGCAUUACGCGUCCGUGGUGUUGUUAUGGUAUCAAAGUUUGGCAUUACCAAAAUACUAGUGCCUCUUUUUGCGUACUCCUUGAAUAAAGGUCUCGCCUAGCUAGCUAUGGCACGAUGUGGCCUUAUCUACAAAAGUCGGGCAAGGGGGAAGUAAAUAGUCCAAAGGAUCUCACCGACACUACCUCCUGAGUAGGAGACGAAGUUACUAAAUAUUAGCAGGAUAUGCCUUCAACUUGAAGGCUUCAAAUGCGUAUUUACAGAAAUAGUUAUUUCCUAAAUAUCA